Messenger RNA from Gaeumannomyces tritici R3-111a-1, 399 nucleotides. RefSeq lists its product as hypothetical. Bases 1 to 399 code for a protein of 132 amino acids. NCBI's taxonomy places the organism in Eukaryota, Fungi, Ascomycota, Sordariomycetes, Magnaporthales, Magnaporthaceae. The record is from RefSeq and is a predicted model, not a curated record. The transcript is spliced from 2 exons.
AUGCCGCUCCCAGCAACGGCACUGGAAAGCUUUGACCACUCCGAUAUUGCCCAUUCGCGCCAUGAGCAUCCCGGCGCAGACCAAAGCCUCGUCCAGGUCUACCACGACGCCGGCAAAGGAACUCCCAGGCCGCAGCCAUGCGGCCACCGUUCGAACCAGACGCCAGUAAUCAUGUAUCCCUUGAGGCGUAGCGCAAAAAGGCAACCUGGAGAGGUGUGGUCAUCUGCUGUUGUGGCUGCUCGGAAUGCCGACGCCCAACCCACCCACGAUGGCGCCCCCGGCGGCACUGGAGCCCAGAUCCCUAUUCCCCACUACCCGUCUCACCGCAAGAUUGGUUGGUACGGUGAAAGUGCCUACAUCAGCAACGGCCAGAUCGCCACGCGCACAGAUAGACCCUAG